AUGAUGAAGAUGCCACAGUUAACAAGAUUGCGCUGGAGCUAUGCACCUUUACCCUGGCGGUUGCCCUGGGCGCUGUCUUACUCCUGCCGUUCUCCAUCAUCAGCAACGAGGUGCUGCUCUCCUUGCCACGCAACUACUACAUCCAGUGGCUCAACGGCUCGCUCAUCCAUGGUCUCUGGAACCUCGUUUUCCUCUUCUCCAAUCUGUCCCUCGUCUUUCUUAUGCCCUUUGCAUAUUUCUUCACAGAGUCUGAAGGCUUUGCUGGCUCCAGAAAGGGUGUCCUGGGCCGGGUCUACGAGACAGUGGUGAUGUUGAUCCUCCUCACGCUGCUUGUACUGGGCAUGGUGUGGGUGGCAUCUGCCAUUGUAGACAAUGACAAGGCCAGCAGGGAGUCACUCUACGACUUCUGGGAGUACUACCUUCCCUAUCUCUACUCCUGCAUCUCCUUCCUCGGAGUUCUGCUGCUUCUGGUGUGCACUCCACUAGGUCUCGCCCGAAUGUUCUCUGUCACUGGGAAGUUGCUGGUCAAGCCCCGGCUACUGGAAGACCUGGAAGAACAACUGAACUGCUCAGCCUUUGAGGAGGCAGCUCUGACUCGAAGAAUCUGCAAUCCCACCUCCUGCUGGCUGCCACUGGACAUGGAACUGCUGCAUAGACAGGUCCUGGCUCUGCAGGCACAGAGGGUCCUCUUGGAAAAGCGUCGGAAGGCGUCAGCCUGGCAAAGGAACCUGGGCUACCCUCUGGCCAUGUUGUGCUUGCUGGUGCUGACGGGCCUGUCUGUCCUCAUCGUGGCCGUCCACAUCCUAGAGCUGCUCAUCGAUGAGGCUGCCAUGCCGCGGGGCAUGCAGGAUGCUGCCCUAGGCCAGGUCUCCUUCUCCAAACUGGGAUCCUUCGGCGCCAUCAUCCAGGUUGUACUGAUAUUUUACCUGAUGGUGGCUUCAGUGGCAGGUUUCUACAGCUCUCCACUCUUCGGAAGCCUGAGGCCUAGGUGGCAUGACACAUCGAUGACACAGAUCAUUGGGAACUGUGUCUGCCUCCUGGUCCUCAGCUCAGCACUCCCUGUCUUCUCCAGAACCCUUGGGCUGACACGCUUUGACCUGCUGGGUGACUUUGGACGCUUCAACUGGCUAGGCAAUUUCUACAUCGUGUUUCUCUACAAUGCAGCCUUUGCUGGCCUCACCACACUCUGUCUGGUGAAGACCUUCACUGCAGCCGUGAGGGCAGAGCUGAUUCGAGCCUUUGGGCUGGACAGACUGCCACUGCCUGUCUCUGGUUUUCCCCGGGCCUCUAGGAAGAAGCAGCAUCAAUGACCUCCAGCUGGGGCCUGAGAAGGAGAAAACUGGGCAAUGCCUAGGCCUGGUGGCAGGCCCCAGGUGGCUGGACCUCAGGACCUGGAAUCUGAGAGAGUAGGUGACAGAGGGGACAGACCGUCUGCACUGUUGCUUAAUCUGAGCCAGAGUUUGGGACCCUGCUGGCCUCCUGCCUUUUCAGAUGUAGCUGUGGCCUGAGCAUCCAUCCGGUAGAGCUGGGGGACUCGCUCUAGUUCCUGGUCCCAAAUACGUUUACACAUCUAUCUGCCUCAAUCCUGUUCCAGGCCAUGCCUGAAGCCAUGUUUACAUGAUUUGAUGUGCAAUAGGGUGGGUGGGAGUUGGGGGACUGGGCCAGGGUUAGGUUCUAGAGAUAGGCUAUCUUCCUUGCCUCUGGCCCAGAAGAGCCGAUGCACUGUGCUAGCCUGUAGAGGGUUUUGGACCACUGGAGAGACCAAGGGUGCUGGGAGGAGGCGGCUGCACCCACGAGCAAUAAAGUUGUUCCCAGGG
Molecule: messenger RNA, 1817 nt
Organism: Mus pahari (shrew mouse)
Lineage: Eukaryota; Metazoa; Chordata; Mammalia; Rodentia; Muridae
Gene: Lmbr1l
Product: limb development membrane protein 1 like
Exons: 15
Coding region: 222-1310 (362 amino acids)
Biological process (GO): receptor-mediated endocytosis; signal transduction
Molecular function (GO): transmembrane signaling receptor activity
Source: RefSeq, a predicted model, not a curated record